AUGGCUUUCGUACAAGACACAGGACGGAAAAGUAAGCGCUGCGUUUAUGAAUAUUACUAUAACCCUCAGACAAAGGUGACGACAUGGACGCGGCCUUCGGGAGGGACAUCAUCUUCAUCGUCGUCUUCUUCAUCCAGCAAACCGGAGCUCAAGCAAAAGACCAGCAGCUCUCCAGCUCUGCCUACAGGAGGAGCGGGACGAGGUGGUCUGCUGGCUCAGAUCCAGCUGGGAACAAGUCUGAAAAAGGUCAAUACAGUGGAGAAGACGUUGUUUGCUGAUCAUCCUAGUGGAGGAAGCAGUGGAGGUGAUAAGCUCACCAAUGGAGCUGCUGCACCAGUGGCAAAUGGAGGCGGAGGUAUGGGUGGCAUGAUGGCGGCAAUCAAGUCUGGAGGGAAAUUGAGGAAGGCGACUAGCUCAGCAGGUGCUGAUAAAGAGGGGAGCUACAGUGGAUCGAGCAGCACCAAUAACAGCGCUGGAGGCUUUGCGGAGAUAAUGCGGAAAAACCGCGAGGCGGCUGCGCGGAAAUCUGGAAGCAGCUCGGCCCCUCCCACGCAUCAUUCCAGCUCGGCACCUUCGACACCGCGUCAGGUGCCUUCCGCUACGAAUUCAAGGAGCUACGAGAAUGGCACUGGCUCAGUGGAGACGCGGUUAGCGGCAAUUGAGAGUAAACUCGACAAGAUUAUGGCACAUUUGGGUAUCAACUAA
Messenger RNA from Peronospora matthiolae, 705 nucleotides. Lineage: Eukaryota; Oomycota; Peronosporomycetes; Peronosporales; Peronosporaceae. The record is from the annotation of a GenBank genome assembly.